Trichogramma pretiosum is the source of this 1092-nucleotide messenger RNA. Its product is annotated as mannose-P-dolichol utilization defect 1 protein homolog. The transcript has 6 exons. NCBI's taxonomy places the organism in Eukaryota, Metazoa, Arthropoda, Insecta, Hymenoptera, Trichogrammatidae. Gene Ontology annotation, biological process: oligosaccharide biosynthetic process. The coding region runs from base 103 to 837 and encodes 244 amino acids. The record is from RefSeq and is a predicted model, not a curated record.
CGACGCAUGACGUGUUUUGGAGUCGUCGUGUCAAAGACCGUGGUUGCGGCUCGCUGACGUACAGUAUCAAACGAUUUUGAGCAGCAAAACAAAGCCGUAAACAUGGCCAAGUACCUGCACGACUUGGCAUCGUUCGCCUUCACAGAGCAAUGCAUGAAAGAGUACUUCCACGACUUGAACUUCGCCCAUGUCGGCUGCUUCAAGGCAACAUUGAGCAAAUUUUUAGGAUUGGGAAUCAUUGCAGGCUCGAUACUAGUCAAAGUACCGCAGUUGUUGAAGAUUUUCCAUGGAAAGAGUGCUAAAGGAAUCAAUGUGGCUAGCGUUUUGCUGGAUCUGUUCGCUAUCACAGCAAUGGGUUCUUACAGUUAUGUCAGUGGCUUCCCUUUCAGUGCUUGGGGCGAUGCUGUAUUUUUAGGUCUGCAAACUGUAGCAAUAGUCUAUCUGGUUAUGAUGUAUAAUAUUGGUGCAUCAAUCGCUACAGCAUUUUUGGCUGCGUAUGCAUCUGUGAUAGCAGCAGUUGCAAUGAAUAUAGCUCCUGCUGAGCUUCUUUGGUAUGGACAAGCUAUGAAUAUUCCUGUUGUUUUAGCUAGCAAGCUGAUGCAAGCUUACACAAACUAUUCCAAUGGCAGUACUGGCCAAUUGUCUGCUGCUACUGGCUUCAUGCUAUUCUUUGGAUCACUUGCCAGAAUAUUUACUUCUGUACAAGAAACUGGAGAUUCCACAAUGAUCCUUUUGUACAUCUGUUCGACUGCAGCGAAUGGAGUUAUCGUUUCGCAACUCUUGUACUACUGGAACGUUCAAGAGCAAGCAGCCGUCAAGUCAAAGAAAAAGAAGUAAUCUGCAUUUUAAAACGAGCACUGACUAAUUUGUACCAUUCCACGUCAUUGUUUCAUCGACAAUGGGUACAAAUUUUCCUAUUGUCAAUUUAAUGCCCAUUUCAAGAUUAGCAAUGAUAAUAGACAUGCAAUUAUACGUUUGUAAAUAUCUGUGAAUAAUUUUAAUUGUCACGUUUGUUUAUUAAAAAAAAAAUAUAUUACGCUAUUCAUCUCCAUUGCGGGAUGGUUCAGACAAUAAAAAAUGUUUUAACAAUGA